This is a messenger RNA of Prunus mume (Japanese apricot), 1226 nucleotides long. RefSeq names its product Haloacid dehalogenase-like hydrolase (HAD) superfamily protein (gene GS1). Gene Ontology annotation, biological process: glycerol biosynthetic process. NCBI's taxonomy places the organism in Eukaryota, Viridiplantae, Streptophyta, Magnoliopsida, Rosales, Rosaceae. The record is from RefSeq and is a predicted model, not a curated record. Gene Ontology annotation, molecular function: sn-glycerol 3-phosphatase activity.
CUUUACCAGGGGAAUUUGUGGCAGAGGAUAAAACGACUACCCGGUCCGGCCCAUAUGGAUGCUUUGGAAGUUGGAUCCGCUUCCCAACUCUAUGUAUGUUAAGACUUUGCCAACGACUAGCUUUCCCAAGUCCUAUUGCUCCUCCACCACGUUCCUUUGUGCAUUCUUCUUCAUCUUCCUCCAAAAACUAUCCAUUUUUGCGCACAAGCCCAGAAAUUUCAAGACUCCGUUUUGCAAUGGCAAAUCCAUCUCAAGCUGUCUCGAUCAGAGGACCAAUCACUCAUGUCAUCUUCGAUAUGGACGGCCUCUUACUCGACACAGAGAAGUUCUAUACUGAAGUCCAGGAAAUUAUACUGGCUAGGUAUAAUAAAACUUUUGAUUGGUCUCUGAAAGCCAAAAUGAUGGGGAAGAAAGCAAUAGAAGCUGCUCGGGUCUUUGUUGAAGAGACUGGAAUUAGUGACACCCUUACUGCUGAGGACUUUCUAGUUGAAAGAGAGGCACAGCUGCAGAGUAUGUUUCCGACAAGCGAGCUUAUGCCAGGGGCUAGCCGCUUGAUCAGGCAUCUUCAUGAGAAAGGAAUACCGUUUGCCUUAGCAACAGGUUCUCAUAAGCGGCACUUUGAAUUGAAAACACAACGCCAUGGUGAACUUUUUUCAUUGAUGCAUCAUGUUGUCCUUGGUGAUGAUCCAGAAGUUAAACAAGGGAAGCCCUCGCCGGAUAUAUUCCUUGCAGCAGCCAAAAGAUUUGAGGGUGCCCCAAUUGAUCCAAAGAAAAUUAUGGUGUUUGAAGAUGCACCCGCUGGAGUUCUUGCAGCUAAAAAUGCUGGGAUGUCGGUUGUCAUGGUUCCAGAUCCAAGGCUGGACAGCUCUUUUUAUGAUAUUGCAGACCAAGUUCUGAAAUCCCUGUUGGAUUUAAAUCCAAAUGAUUGGGGUCUUCCUCCGUUUGAAAAUCCAGCGAGCUAAACUAUGCUUUGUGGCAUAUUUAUGCUGCAAUACGUGGGAAACAAGCAACUUUUAUUGAUUAGAAUUGAAGGCACACCUUGAUGGUUUUUGCCAGAAUAUCAUUCUUACGUUAUUCUAAAACUGGUCAGCCACUUCGAACAGUGAUUAUUGAAUUUUCUGUUUAAAAAUCCUUGAUGUUUCUUAUCAGUAGCUUUACAUGUUAGAGCUUUUGACAGAUGAUACAUAAGUACACCUGCAUCAACAGCAUUUGGUCAGAAAUUAUUU